CAAGUGACCUGGUCGGCAAAUUCCCGUGAUAACAAAGGUUGACCUACAUUUGUAUACCCCUCUUGUCGUGCAUCUCGUUCUCCUAUUUCCCUAGCGCUGCAUGCAAUCGCUUUUCUCUCGUGCCAAGGCAAACACUAGCUCUGUAAAGAUCCAUCACAAGAGGACGCUUACUCCGGAUGAUAUCGGCCGUGCACAGGUCUUAACUGGCAGCAGUCCGCCUGCUCAGCGGAGUUCCAGUUCAAAGGACAAAGAAGCCAAGUCUAAGCGGUCGCGCACUCACUCAGGCCCGACGAGUGGUAUCUCGUCUGCGGAUCUGCCCCCGGACGAGCAUGGCUUCAUACCGCUGUUACCUGAUGGGAGUUUCGUUCCGCUGUUGACUCCGCCCAAGCGGGUCGGCACUCAGCAAGAGUAUGGAUACAUUAGUACAGAGUCCGACGUCUUUCUGGGGCUGGAUCAGGCCAACAGGCUAGUUGAUGUUGUAGGAAAGGAACUCAACACACGAGGCCUUCAAACCCCACUCUUGUUUUCCACUCAGGCGCUGGACGUCUCUGCCGCUCGAGUCCGGUCGUUGAUCCGCACAUUUCUUGUGACAUGCCAAUCACCGAAUCUUCCGCAUUCAUCCGCACCUCGCAGAUCACCGAUGUCAGCCACCCAGGCUGAAGCCAAGUGGCGAGAAGAACUUAAAUUCGCGGAUCCUCACGCGUUGGCAAUGGUAUUGAAGUGGGGGCUUGCCCGAAUCGCUCGGGUCCAGAGCGGAUUCGAAGUACGUGGAUUUAUAAGUCUAGAUGAUUAUAUUCUCUGGCGAUCAAAGGAAGAAGAGCUGAGCUACCCUCCUGAUCACUUCUCAGCUUUUCUUAGCGUUAUUCCCCGAAUGACCCAUACCCUUUUCUUAUCCUUGCUCUCUUUAUUUUCACGCCUCUGCGCUAAUUCUCAAUCCUCUGGACUGACGCCUCAAACACUCGCGACGCACUUCGGCCCGCUGAUAUUCGGGUUGGGUGCUCCAUCACUGUCGUUUGGAUCGACUUACACGCUCUACCUUCGUUCUGUGCACGCAACCGAACACCUAAUUCUCUCGUACAUCGUCAAUGCAGAUUACGAAGCUCGUAACGGAGUAGAGUUGCCGACCCGCCUGAAACACUGGAUUAAGGGAUACCCAAACAUGCUCCCCAAGAGCAUCGCUGAAUUAGAUAAGACACGGCCGACCGUGCGCACGAUUCGGGUUGCGAGCGUUCGCAGGAAUGUGCGCCUCUAUUCCCCUGAUUUAGUUCAAACCGCCACCCUUUGGUCUGGGGAGGGUGAUCUCACAGGUAGAAGAGAGUGGACUCGCAUUGUGCCAAGUAUGCGGGGCGAGUACAGUGAACCAAAGUAUGCGGAAGGGUUCAAGAAGCGCCUUAAUCUGUCCAAGUCCUUCGAACCAAAGGCGAAGUACAAUUCCCAGGCUCAUCUACGUGUAACGGAGUCAUCAACCAGCCUCCUACGCCCCAAUCCUAUUGAUGAGUUGAUAAGUCGAACACACCCUGAGCUGGCAUCAUCUGCGUCAACACCUGUUUCGCUGUCGUCGAGCGAGGAUCGUUUUAAAAAUCUCACGGAACUCAAGUGGAGCAUCUUCGCUGAGACUGGGUUCGACAGCCCGAACGCUAAACUCCUUCAGUUUGACCUGAGCGAGACUGCCCGUCGCAAUGUUCGCAGUCCUCGUAAACGGGAUACACUCUCUUGGAAUGACUUCAGCGAGAUAGGCUUUGAUCGGCUAUCUGCUAAACUCUCCUCAACAGAAGGCGAUCCCCGAUACCUUGACCGAGCAGGAACGCCCAUGCCCCCGAUGUCCCACGAUCCGUUAGCGGAUGCUCUGCAGUUCAGCGUGCCGACGGAGUCGCCGAGCGCAUGGACAGAUCACGCGGUGGAUUGGCAUCGUAAGCUCAAGAAACAGCAGAAAAUCUUACCCCAAUUUGGGUGGGAGACGACGCCUGUCGCAGGAAGGGAGUGGAUUAUUGAAGAAGGAAUGGCUGCUGCCUGGUGCGAGCUGUGCUUGAGCUCGCGUUGGGUUGAUUGGGAUGAAGGCACGUUUCGCGAGUCAAAUUGGGCUCUCGUAUGUCUCUUGAUUCUGGAAACGGAUAUGAUUUUGUCAAGUCACAUAUCUUUUAUCGCAGGUGGAAUUCAAAGCACUUCCUGAGAAUCCUGAGAGUUCAAGAGAAAGGCGCUCCUCACGCGACAAUCCUCCGUCAGAUCCUCGCACCGCUUCGCAGUGGAUACUCUUCGAGGAAUUCGUUCCGCGAGAGUACAGAGACCAGCUGCAGAAUCCG
Molecule: messenger RNA, 2300 nt
Organism: Cantharellus anzutake
Lineage: Eukaryota; Fungi; Basidiomycota; Agaricomycetes; Cantharellales; Hydnaceae
Exons: 4
Coding region: 101-2170 (689 amino acids)
Source: RefSeq, a predicted model, not a curated record